This is a messenger RNA of Symbiodinium necroappetens, 447 nucleotides long. The record is from the annotation of a GenBank genome assembly. NCBI's taxonomy places the organism in Eukaryota, Dinophyceae, Suessiales, Symbiodiniaceae.
AUGGAGACCUUGGCGAAGCACGUGAUCGGUUGCAAGGAUCACUGGAUCUUGAACCACUUCGUGCUGGAGGCCAAAGACCCAGGCGAGAGCAAGUCGGAGGUCCGAUUCCUCUACACAUGCUGCCAAGUGGCUCCGCACGAACCCAUCUCGGUGGUGGGGCAUCGCGACCCGAUUCCUGAGUCCUUUGGUGAUUUCGAGGGCGUCUACUACCCGAGGGGCCGCGAGGAAGGCCGGCUCUACUAUGAGCCGAGGUACCACUUUGAUCGGACUCCGGUGGGCAUGGUGCGGAACUUCAGCUAUGAGCGUCACAAGGGUGAGUGGUGCCUCUUCUAUGAGGGCUCCAACAAGACCUGCAUCGACCAAGAUCCGGCCCAUGCUCUACAGCUCAGCCCUGGCGGUGAGGACCCCCUGGAGCUGGCCAGCGUGGGCCCUAUCAAAAGCAAGCAG